Molecule: messenger RNA, 2508 nt
Organism: Hyla sarda
Lineage: Eukaryota; Metazoa; Chordata; Amphibia; Anura; Hylidae
Gene: CLHC1
Product: clathrin heavy chain linker domain containing 1
Exons: 13
Coding region: 411-2267 (618 amino acids)
Source: RefSeq, a predicted model, not a curated record
UGUGUCAUUAUAUAUGUUUUACGGCUCAGGGGGGGCCUUCCGUGCGCAAGGGAUUGUGGGACUUGAAGUCCUUGUGGUUUCCCAGCGUAGUGUUUUAGUUUAUGAAUGGGCAGGUUCUUAAAUGACACGUUUGCGCUUUUAUUUUGUCAGAUACUAAACCUAAGUACACCGGUCAUUGAUAUGAAAUAUAAGACAGAAACGGAAUAAAAGUCUUGUGUGACCUCGCUGCAGACUACAACUCCCAUCAUACAUCUGAUUUACUUUGAUCACGCCCCCUAGCGACGGCCCUUAGUAACGAGAGUCUGUAUACAAAUGUCCUAUACCUGAGAUGUGGGGCAAGAUGGAGAGGAUAGGAAAUAUCUAGUGGAUUGGUGGGGGUCCGACUGCUGGGACCCCCACUGAUUCCAAGAAUGGAGGACAAAUGUUUUCUGCAUGAAUGGAGUAGCAGUGCGCAUGUGAGGUGUAAUGAAGCACGGAAUACAUCUCCAGGAGUCAUGAAAUCUUUCCAUGGAAUACCAAGCCCUCCAGUCCUUCUACCCAUAACUAGUGCCAGGGAUAAGAAAUUUCUUACCAGCAUUGAGGAGAAUAUAAAGUCUGAGGUAGAGAGACUCUCUGCUGUGGGUCAGCUUGAUGCUGAGCAACAGUAUAUCAUCUAUGGACAGGCUUUUGAUAAGGUCAUUGACUAUUGCACUGACUAUAAAAGGCUUCUUACUGCAAUCAAACAGGAGUACGAUGAGUUUAUCGAUGCCACCAAGCAAGGAGAAAUCAAUGCAAUUCAUGUCCAUGCAAAAUUGAAAAAACUGGCAUCUGAACCCACUACACUAAUGUAUUACAGGAAGCGGGCAGCAGAGCUGGAGGACAGAAUAGAGAUAAUCAAUAAAGACUCGAUCAGAAUUGAAAAGGAAUUACAGAAACUGAAGGAUGAGAAGAGAGUAAAGACCCCUCCUAUAGAAGAAGCUGGACCACCACAAGAUGAAAUAGACCCCUCAGCUCCCAUUCCAGGUAUGACAGUCGAGGAUUCUCUGAACAUGGCCGCCCUUACAAAAUACCAGCAGCUCUUAGAAGAGAAGAAGCGUGCACUAAAAGCUGCUAUGAAGACGAAGUACAUCCCCAUCCAGAGAAAGCAAGAACUGGACGUCAAGCUCUGCACCGCUUUACAGGAAAGAGACCAAGUCGAGUUAGUCAACCAGAGAUUGUUGGACAGUUACAGAAAGAAAAGAAUUAUUGCGGACACGAUUGCUUCUUGGGCAAGAUCAGAUAAAAGCGUUUCUCUUUAUGAGACAUUAGCGCAAAUGGCAGCAAAAGAAAAUGAAAUGAAAGAUGAUACCUCUUCCACAAAUGUAUUUGAGGAUCUGGAUCCACGCAAAAGCCAGGAGGCAGAGGCUUUGCUGGAAUAUGUUGAAAGAUUUAAUGAGCUGUUUGUUAAUGGUCAGUACAAAGCUGCCGCAGUCUGUGCCGCACACAGCCCCCGGGGAAUCCUUAGGAACAUGGAGACCAUGGAGAGAUUCAGAGCUGUUGUAGUUGGUAAGGAUGAUGUUUCUCCUUUGAUGAUGUUUUUCGAAGCUCUUAUGGAAUCCAGCAGCUUAGCCAAGCAUCCUGUUAAUGCAGCUCUUACACUGGAGGCUAUACAGUGUGCUCUGUCCUUUGAGAAGAUGGAGCUUGUUGUUCACUGGGUAACCCAACAAAGGAUAACAUUUUCUGAAACUCUUGGGGAUGUAAUUCUGGAUUACGGAGACAGAGAGCCAUACCACAAGGUCACAUGCCUGGCACUGGCUCAGCUCAUCUACCGAAAAUGUUCUAGCCUGCGGAAGGCUGCUCUCUCUAUGUGCUUACAAGGUCAGAUCCAAGGAGCCCUUGACUACACUUAUCAGAGCAAGCGCUUUUUAUUAGAAGACUACUUGUUCUUGCUUAAAAAGUGCCCCACUGCAGAACUCAUCAAUGGCUUGACCAAAGAGUGGAACGGUAAACCGGCAGUACUGUCUGUAGGGCAGGCGGUGCUAUCCCUGCUCUGCACUGAUCAUAAGGAGUAUGGAUUUCAGCUGCUGGAGAGCAUAUAUCAGUGUGGAGAAGCUGCUUUGGAGCAAGUCAUCCUCAAUGACGUUGUCUGCACCCCCGAAGGCUGGGUAGAAAUUGCAGAGGAAUGUUCCAACAAUGACUACAGGCAGCUGUCUGAGAAGAUCAAAUCUAUCGUCAUAUCACAAGAUGGAGUUGUGGAGAUUUCCUCCAAGGAUGAGGAUGCAAAAAUGAUGGAGCAUGUCUUUUUGUAAUGCCUGCUGUGUGCCAGUAGAGGGAGCACUAGCACUAACAUGCCAGCAUACAGGUUUGGUUGUUUGUCUUUUCUCCCAGCUUAGAUAGCGGUAUUCUUGUAAGGGAAUGUAGCUGUAGACAUUCUGUCUAAAUUUAAUUGCAAAUUUUGUAUACAAAGCUAUUAAAAUGGUACAGUAUGAUACUGCAUAAGUUUUUAUUAAGUCACUGAUUUAAAAUUCUGCCUACAUUUUAGCCAGGCUU